AUAAACAUUAGCACGUGGAGGAAACUCUUGACACCUCCACCUCUGCUUUGUCCAGAAAAAUCGACAUGGACACGGUAUAUAUCGAGAAUUCCGACGAAGAAUCGAGUUCUGGCUGUGAAUCGGGGGGAGAAGAAUACCGUUUCACCCAUGACCACUCUGAAGAAUCGUCAAAUUUGAACGCAUACCAGCAUGCGGUAAAGCGAUUACCACGGCAAAAGGGGCAUCAUAAGUUAAAAGUACGCCACCUAGUAGCUCCUGAUGCUUCUCCAGGGAAAACUGCUUAUCUAGGCAAGCACUGGGAUGUCCAGUAUGCAGCCCUUGAGAGGUCAACACGAUCUGAAACACUUGCAGCUAUUAAAGAGGCAAUAGAGAAAGAAGUGAGGUCGCAAGUGGAAAAGGAGAGUCAGACGCUGAUUCUUGCCACCAGGUGUCUCUCAAGUGUGCAUGAAGAACUGCGAGAGUCAGCUCUUAAGCUGCCGAAUAUGGAGCCUGGCCGCAGUAGCUGUUGCCUCACACGAUAGGAAGUGGACAUGAUCCGUAACCAUAGCAACAAUACUUUUGCCACAUACAUCAGUGACAUGUUCUUUGAAGUUUGAACUGACAAAUGCUUUUGCAUAUUAAUGGAUAUGGACAUAAAGCAAGCUAAAGGAUAAAUUACCCAUAAAGGCACGUGUAUAACAAUGUACAUAUUUGUACAUGAAUAUAUUAAACAAAAUUUUAAACUCUUUUUUUUUCUGUUUUUGAUAAGCUUCAAUUUAUUUCACAAAAGACGGUAACAAUAUAUAUUUGUCUGUAGUAUGUAAUUAAAAUAUACAGAAUGCAAAAUUCCUUAAUUAAAAUUAAGCCACUUGUGUUUGUUACUACUAUCAUAUACAUCAUGCAUGUAUAUAUUUGAGUACAUCAACAAGUACUUAUAUUAUACUCUAAUUCUUCAACCUUUUUCAACCACCUUUGCCACCCAUACAUUUUGAAACGUUCCGAGAGAGUUAUGGGGUCGUACAGAACUAAUUUGCACAUUUUUAUGAACCUUACAUCUUUAAUGACACCAACAAGGUAAUUAUUUUAGCAUCAUUUAGCAUAAUAAUUGUACGCUUAAAUUUCACUUUAGUGGUUGAAAAGGUUCAAGAUUUACAGGACUACUACACAAAUGUAGUUAUAUGGACUUCAAACUAUGACAGAAAAUAUAUGCCUAUAAAACUGCGUAACUGGGACUGUUAAUAUGUAUGCAUAUAAUAUUAUGAUAUGGAAAUGAUAAAAGCACAUUGCCAUAAAAUUUAAAAACUUCUUAUAUGUAUAUGUAUGUACCCUGUAUUUCAUACCAUACUACACAAAUUUUCUGAAAAAAAAUACAAGACUGGAAUAAAAAUAAAAUUGGAAAUCCACCUGUUUAUUUUAUCCGGUGUACUAUAUAAACAUUUUUUUAUGAUUUCCCCUUUUUUUUUUUUUUGCUUCUAUAUUUUCUGAUCAGGUAAACAUGACUUUAAAAAGAAAUAUUGCAGGGACUUCAAUUAACAUUUCCCAUAAAUUUGAUGAUUUAUCAUUUUAUUUUUAUUUCUACUCCCUCCUCCAACAUAUAAAAAAACAAACAAGUCACUCUACCCAAGAAACAAAAUAUAAAUCUGUGUGGCCUCAAACUCCUGUUAACUUUUUGUUAAGGUUGAACAGUACUGUAUAUAUAAAGCUGCCUCUAUUCUGACUGCUAUAUAUAUCCCCUGACCAAUGACUCAGAGGUUGUGGGUUCAAAUCCAUCCUCUAUCAGAAGAUUUGUCAGGCACAUGUAAUGAUAAGGUGCACUGGUUUGCCCAGUUCUGUCGGGUUCUCUCAUAUAUGUGAAAUAUUCUUCAAGGAUACAUGAAAAGCUUCAUUUUUUUUUCUAAUACAAAAAAUCUUUUCGGCACACAAAAAUGGUUUUAAACUGGUUUAAACUGGCUUUUUCUGGUCAGUCCAGAAAUUGAGAAGCACCUGUUGACUGGUGGCAUCAACAAUGAUAGUGUGCUGUCAAAGCAACACUGCUGAGAAGAGAGCCUGAAUUAAGAGGGCUAAGCUGUUCCCACAAUCCCACCAUGACAUUUCCCAGUACUGACAGACAAUAUGCACAAAACAGAGAAAUUUAAACUAUAUGCCUCAAAAAUGAAAAU
Messenger RNA from Liolophura sinensis, 2138 nucleotides. RefSeq lists its product as uncharacterized. The record is from RefSeq and is a predicted model, not a curated record. The coding region runs from base 66 to 521 and encodes 151 amino acids. Lineage: Eukaryota; Metazoa; Mollusca; Polyplacophora; Chitonida; Chitonidae. The transcript has 4 exons.